This is a messenger RNA of Talaromyces stipitatus ATCC 10500, 2209 nucleotides long. RefSeq names its product replication fork protection component Swi3, putative. Gene Ontology annotation, cellular component: replication fork protection complex; nucleus. The coding region runs from base 288 to 995 and encodes 235 amino acids. The transcript is spliced from 2 exons. Gene Ontology annotation, biological process: DNA replication checkpoint signaling; DNA damage response; replication fork arrest. The record is from RefSeq and is a predicted model, not a curated record. Gene Ontology annotation, molecular function: DNA binding. NCBI's taxonomy places the organism in Eukaryota, Fungi, Ascomycota, Eurotiomycetes, Eurotiales, Trichocomaceae.
GUUGAGAUGUGACACAAUUGAACGAAACGAACGAAAUUAAUUCAAAAUGUCUGAUAUCGAUGACCUCUUCGACUAUGACGCCGGUCUAGACGACAUCCUCAAAAACCUCCCUUCAGCCCAGAAUAAGGAGACAUCGCAGACAGAAAAGGGCAAUAACGACGAGCCUGACGCGACCAAAGUACUAGGUCUGGAUGCAGAUUUAAAAGUUACCAAGCAAAGAGUGCCUAUAGCUAAACUUGACGAGGCUCGUUUACUGUCACAAAAAGGCAUCCCAAAGCUAAGAAAGGAUGUCAAAACCAAGCUCAAAUUCAAAGGCAAAGCUCAUGAGGUCAGUCUACCUACUCUUAAAUUUGAACAACGAAUUUCAAAUUGAUAACAUAUCUCUCCAGUUCUCCGACCUAGGACGUCUCCUCAACUUCUACCAACUAUGGCUCGACGAUCUCUAUCCCCGCGCAAAAUUCGCCGAUGGCCUGGCCAUGAUCGAGAAAUUGGGCCACUCGAAACGGAUACAAAUAAUGCGAAGAGAGUGGAUAAAUGAGGAGAAGCCAGAUUAUCUCAGAAAUGCAGAUGACGAAGACCACAAUAAUCACGACAAUAGCAAUCCUGUCGCGGAAAGGGAUGAGGCGCCAGGAGCUCAAACAGCGACAAAUAACGACACAUCAGCGGAUGCUAACGUACCUCUGGACGAUGACAUGGAAGACUUAUUCGGUGAAGCGCCGAGGCGUCGCUCCACGCCAAAGCAGGAUACGUCUAGCGGAUCUAAUGACGAUGUUCCGCCAGAUGACGACCUGGGAAUGAUGCUAGCUGAAGCCGAAAAUGUCAACGGCACGACAGAACAAGAUACAUUUAACGAAUCAAACACGCAGGCGCCUGUAACUGACGCAAAUAAUGAUAAUGAUGCACCGCCAGACGACGAUUUGGAUAUGCUAUUGGCUGAAGCUGAGAAUAUUGCACAAGCUGGGGAUGGCAGUCGAAAAUCGAUUUUUAAUAGUUGAACGAUAUGUCUUGGAUAAUUGUGGAAUAAUAUAAGACAUUUGUGUCUACGAAAAUGAUGUUUCGUCAUGUUAACGAGUGAGAGCUGAUAGAUGGUUCUUUCGUUGUACGACUCGAACAUUGCAAGUGCUACCAUCGGGAUAUAAGGCUCAGAAAGACACUGAAAUAGUGGCGUGCCAUUAUUAUGUGUAGUCUAAUGAGAACAAACACUGAUCAACACCAAUGUCUAAACAGCCCAUGAGGUAUAAUUGAAGUUUUGUACUAAAUUUUAUCAUGAUUGGCACAAAUCUAUGUAUCUCCCUAGAAGUAAAUCACUAGGAUAUUCCAAGCGUUAGUUCUUCUUGUUCCAUGCUCCAAUAGCUUCGUCAACAAGAUUCCGGUAUUCCUUUUGCUUGAAGCACUGCUCCAGGAAGACCUUGUAUUUAGCUUCAAGUAAAGCCAGCUCAGUCCUGUCAGUCGUAGGAACUACCUUUCGACCAGGUUUGCUCAUUUUGUCCAUGAUAGACCAUAGAUCCUCGGUUUUGCCCUCACUAUCUGCACUGGCAGCUUUAGCACCAAGCAUAGCAGCACCAUGGCAGACAGCAGCCUGAACAUAGCGAGGGAUGAGAACAGGGAUGUUACAAGCAGACGCGAUGAGUUUGACGAGAAUCUCGUUUUGGCACUGAGAUCCAGACAUGAAGAUGGAGUUGAUAUUGUGGCCAGCCUCGUUCAAGGUAUCGACAAUCUGCUUGGUUUGCAAGGCGAUGAACUCCAUCGUAGCGUAAUAGUAUAUGGCAAGACUGUCAACUGUCUUGUCGCUAGUUAGUCCAACUACGGCGCCAGUCAUGCUGGCGUCCGCAAUUGGGGAACGGUUACCAAAGAGGUCUCCGUAGAAGAAAAAGUGGCGGCCGAGAUAGGAAAUGCUAGGCGCGUGUUGAUCUUCCAUCAUCUCCUUCAAAUGCUCGUUUAGGUAUUCGUAGAUGUUGGUGUGAUAUGACUCGGCGACAGAGAUAGCCUGGUUGAAUGCGGGAUGUGUCUCAAUGACAUGCUUGAGCAGUUCACCAGUGGCAGAUUGUCCACCCUCUGUCAUCCAGUACCCUGGGAUGAUAGUAUCCCUGUACGGACCCCAUACACCAGGCACAAAGACUGGAUUCGGGGACAUGGCCAGGUGGCAGGUCGAUGUUCCUGCAACUGCAGCCAAGCGGCUGAAAGCUUGAGUACGGUCGUUCUUCGCAAC